AUAUUCCCCUAAAUAUUUGUAUGUUUGUACAGACAGACUGACUGACAAAAGACGGAGAAGUGAUCUCUAUAUAUCACAAAAAAUCAUACGUUUGUGCUAUUCUUAGCGUAGUAACUUAGUAACAGUUUUGUGUCACUUUUCACAAUACGAAUAACUUUUCUCGAAAAAACAAACUGAGUCAAUGAUCUGAUUUUUUAUAACAAAAGUUAAUGGUCUAGACCUACAUGAAAUGGAACAUUAAUCUUGAAAAUAUAUUUCAAGUCGGUAUUCAUGACACAAAAACUCAGUGGAGUCCCUUUUACAUACAAGAAGCAUACAUGAAGCAUGAACUUAGGAUAAUUUAUCUUAUCUUGUCUUAAUAUCUUGUCAGUAAGUUUUCUUCAACAAAGGGAGACAAUAAUGGUAAGUUUUCUUCAACAAUGGGAGACAACAAAUGUCAGAUAUGAAAUAACUGCUCAACAGAGUUAUCUUCUUAAGAUUAAAAGAGAAAGAGGAAGUUAAAAAUAAAUCCAGAAAAACCCAAUUACUUUUGUUGUAAACUUCUAUAAUAUUUUGUUUUUCUUUAAAAAUACUGAACAUCUAGUGACUUCAUGAUCUUAAAUCUGCAGCAGAUAUAAACAAAAAGAAUGUAUCAAGUACCAAAUUACACCAAGACUGUGUCAAUGAGAUUAUCAGAGGUUCUGGCUGAUAUAGGUAUUGAUGAGAGAAUGACACUGAAGAGGAGAAGAACAUGGCUUCUGAGAGAAUCACUACGGAACAUAAAUGAUCAACUACUUGAUGAGAAUAGUAUGUUAACAUACUUUUUUGGGAGUCAAUCAGAAGGUACAACUACAAUAGGAAUAAAAUCAGACAUAGAUCAACUUGUGUACGAUAAAACAUAUACUGUGAUACAAGACUGGAGUGACUGGAUACCUGGUGUACCUAAUCUCUUGAUGAUUCAAGAUAAUUCUGUAUCUCCUGGGUAUUGUUUACUUCAACGUCUGAGAGAUGAUGUUCCUCUUUCUACUGAUGGUGAUUCUAAUCAAUUCUUCUUCAAAGACAGAACAGGAAAAUUGUUUUUAAAGAAUUCUGUAGUAUAUUUUUUUAAUAGAGACAGUGAAAUACAUGGGCCAGCAGGUUUACUUCAAGGACAACCAGGCUACAAAGAUAUAGAUAAACCCCCUACUAAAGAAAACACUCCACUGUUUUCAAACAAAAAUGAAUAA
Messenger RNA from Ruditapes philippinarum (Manila clam), 1205 nucleotides. RefSeq lists its product as uncharacterized. The coding region runs from base 627 to 1205 and encodes 192 amino acids. The transcript is spliced from 3 exons. Lineage: Eukaryota; Metazoa; Mollusca; Bivalvia; Venerida; Veneridae. The record is from RefSeq and is a predicted model, not a curated record.